UCACGGCCCCAUUAGACACUCCAGUCACAACUCCCUCUCAGCUCCAUCACAAUCCGUCCUCCUUCCUCCGACACAGGGCUGCUGUUGGUUCGCACCGGGGGAGCAGAUUGUGCUCGUACACCUUCAGAGUUUAUCUGACCUCCUCCUUCUCCUUCUCCAGCAGAUUGUUGAGUCUCAGCUACUCCAAUGGCUCUGUGUGUGCUGCUCCUCUGCUCCCUGUUCGGAGGUCUUCUUGGGCAAGGAGGAGAGCACUUCUCUUUAGAUGACUGUUGCAAACACGGCCAGAAGUAUGGCAACAAUCAUAAAGAAUGCACAUCCCUUCCUCUCAUCUCUGGCUCGCCCACAUGCAGGAUAGUGCAGGAGCAGUGCUGUGUAACCGUACUGGAGGAUAAUAUGUGCACCAUUGGUAUCAAUGUGGCAAAGGAGCAGGGCGCCUGUGACUCGUUGCUCACCAGCACAUGUGAAACCAAGACUACAAAGAUGUGCUGUGACUGCUGCCUUCUGGGGAGGGCAGCUCACGAGCUGGACGUACCCUGUGACCACAGCCUGUCCGUGGGUUACCAGUGCAGUCUGGUGUCACGGGCCUGUUGUGUGGAUGGAGCUUCAAACAACCAGACGUCACAAUCGGGACCGACUGAAUUACCAAACAAAGAUGGCACCAGUGAAGCUGGAGAUCAUUCAGUGCCAGAUGAUCAAUGCAAAGGGAAGUGUGCUCACCUGUGUGUAGGGAACAACACUUGUGGCUGUUUGAAAGGCUAUAAACUCAGACCAGAUGGAAAGAGCUGUGAGGAUAUCAACGAGUGCUUGCUGGGAUCCAGCAACUGUCGAGUCGGCGAGCGCUGCAUCAACACAGAGGGCGCGUUCCGGUGCAUCAGAGAGGUCAGUUGUGGGACCGGCUAUGAACUCACGGAGAGCAACAACUGUAAAGACAUUGAUGAGUGUGAGACUGGUAUCCACAACUGUGGCCAACAGUUUGAGUGCCAGAACACCCAAGGGUCAUUUCGUUGCAUUCCGAAGGUCAAGUGCGGGAACGGCUUUAUACAGGAUGCUCUUGGAAACUGCAUUGACAUUAAUGAGUGUGUUACCCAGACAAGCCCAUGCAACAGAGGCCAUAUCUGUAUCAACACCGUGGGCUCCUACAUCUGUCAGAGAAACUCUGUAAACUGUGGUCGAGGAUACCACCUCAGUGAUGAUGGCACACGCUGCGUUGACAUCGAUGAAUGUAAAGGCCCUCAGGAGGUCUGUUCGGGUCACGCUUGUAUCAACCAGCUUGGAUCCUAUCGCUGUGAGUGUGAAACGGGAUAUAAUUUCAACAGCAUCACUCGCCUCUGUGAAGAUAUAAAUGAAUGCAGGCACUACCCUGGUCGCCUCUGUGCUCAUAAGUGUGAGAACACCCCUGGGUCCUACCAAUGUAGCUGCACAACAGGCUUCAAACUGUCCAGUGAUGGCAGGAAUUGUGAUGAUCUAAAUGAGUGUGAGAGCAACCCGUGUAGUCAAGAGUGUGCCAAUGUGUAUGGUUCCUACCAAUGUUACUGUCGGCGUGGCUACCAGCUCAGUGACAUUGAUGCCAUGACUUGUGAAGACAUAGAUGAAUGUGCCCUGCCCACUGGAGGUCAUAUUUGUUCCUAUCGCUGUCACAACACCCCAGGCAGCUUCCACUGCUCCUGUCCUGUCAAUGGCUACACCUUGGCAAUUAACGGGCGCAGUUGCCAGGAUGUUGAUGAAUGCGUUACGGGGAGACACACAUGCGCAGAGAGCGAGAGCUGCUUUAAUAUCCAGGGAGGAUUCAGAUGCCUGUCCUUUGACUGUCCACACAACUACCGACGAGUUGGACAGACUAGAUGUGAACGUUUGCUAUGCAAUGAGCCUGAGUGCCUGAACAUUCCAAUGAGAAUAACCUACUACUACCUUACAUUAUCCACCAACACCCCUGCCUCCACCACCAUCUUCCGCAUGGGCCCCUCCCAAACGAUGCCUGGCGAUGACAUCCAUAUUGCUAUCAUUGCUGGCAACGACGACGGUUUCUUCAAGACAGAGCGGACGCUCACCGGUGGCGCAAUGAUGGUGGCAAAGGUCAUCGACAAGCCGCAGGACUUUGAGCUGUCUCUGGAGUUGAGGCUGCGUCGUUAUGGCUCGGUCAUCAUAUUUUUGGCUAAAGUGCUGGUGUUUGCUACCCAGGAUGAACCCAGAGUACCAUAUAAUCCCCUACUAGAAUAAAUAGAGGAGUGGAUUAGGAUUGUUAGGUUAGGACUUGUUUUUUCACUGUUAAAAAUGAUUUUUCACACAAAAAUUAGCUUUGCUGAUUGAAUCUAAGAGAAUCAUGAUGGAUUUUAAUAGUAAAGGAGACCUUGCUCUAGAGGUAUUUGUAUUUACAUAUAGGAAAAUAAAUAGGGUUUAUGUCACUCUAAGGGGUGUCGAGAUAAAGACAGCUCAGAGCUGAUAAAGCUGAGUUUGGUGCAAAAUAUGUUUUUUUCUGAUGUGGAUAGCCUGCUGGAUAACCUCAAUAUGGAGAAAUACAAAGUAAAAUAACAAAUUACUCACCUUAAUGGUUUAAACUACCCAGAGUCCACAUUUUAAGCAAACUGAUAUGUUGUUUCGUGGAGAUCAAAAUGACUGUCAUAUUUGAUGCCACAAUAAAGAGUCAUAAAAUA
Messenger RNA from Nothobranchius furzeri (turquoise killifish), 2651 nucleotides. It is a transcript of the gene fbln1, whose product is annotated as fibulin 1. The record is from RefSeq and is a predicted model, not a curated record. Gene Ontology annotation, cellular component: extracellular region. Lineage: Eukaryota; Metazoa; Chordata; Actinopteri; Cyprinodontiformes; Nothobranchiidae. Gene Ontology annotation, molecular function: peptidase activator activity; calcium ion binding. Gene Ontology annotation, biological process: extracellular matrix organization.